Molecule: messenger RNA, 648 nt
Organism: Diatraea saccharalis (sugarcane borer)
Lineage: Eukaryota; Metazoa; Arthropoda; Insecta; Lepidoptera; Crambidae
Source: the annotation of a GenBank genome assembly
AUUGGUUCUGUGGUUGCUAUAAAAACUCGUAACUUGAUUAACUUCUUUAGCGACAAUAAUGAUAUGAAUUUGAAAUGGCUUCGAAUCUAUUGAAAAAAGUCGUUUCUGGAAAUUCCCAUGGUAUCCGUAAUGCGGUAGGGAUAUUUAUGAAUGCUGCAAGAAACCAUUGGAAUUAUCAAUAUAAACCGGGUCCUUACCCUAAAACACCUGAGGAACGUGCUAGGGCAGCACAAAAAUAUGGAUUAACGGUUGAAGAGUAUCAACCUUACCCAGAAGAUAUGGGAUAUGGUGAUUAUCCUAAACUGCCCGAUAUCGGUGCAGACUCAAAAGAUCCCCAUUAUCCAUACGACUGUCCUGAAUUGAAAAGAAACUUCAAUGAGCCUGUUCAUGCAAGAGCUGAAAUCUUUGGUGAAGAUCGUUAUGACCCUAGUAUGAGGCCUAGAAUUCCAUUGGCACAGCAAUGGACUUGGUUUCUAGGAGUUGUUGGUGGAUCAUUAGCGCUCUAUUUCUACCUAGAAGAUUAUAAAUUUGGUAGACCAGUAACUUGCAAACAAUAUCCUGGAAAUGGAACUCAUUAUUUAUUUACACCUAAAUAACUUAAUACACCAUGUAUAAAAAUUUAAAAAUUAAAGUUGAAUAGUUUCUUUC